This is a messenger RNA of Orbicella faveolata, 3288 nucleotides long. RefSeq names its product serine/threonine-protein phosphatase 2A 56 kDa regulatory subunit. NCBI's taxonomy places the organism in Eukaryota, Metazoa, Cnidaria, Anthozoa, Scleractinia, Merulinidae. The record is from RefSeq and is a predicted model, not a curated record. Gene Ontology annotation, molecular function: protein phosphatase activator activity. Gene Ontology annotation, biological process: protein dephosphorylation; signal transduction. Gene Ontology annotation, cellular component: nucleus; protein phosphatase type 2A complex; cytosol.
GCUGGGAAUGAAAUGAACACAAAAAUAAAAAUAAAUAAAUGAAAUCAUCAAAACUGCAAUAAAAUAGCCUGAGUUGCAGCUGGUAGAGGAAAAAUCAAACUUAUUUAAUACACGGUGGAGAAAAUGGGUGCGUGAAAUGGCAGCAGAAGUCAGAAAUUUCUCUUCGACGAACGCAACUAUUCCCGCGCUUUCAUCAAAGGAAAGACCACGUGAUAAGUUGAAUGCCAUAGAAAAUAUCGACCAAUCAACAAACAGUUUUCAGUUGCUCUGAAGAGAACUGCAUAAUAUCGAUGUUCACAGCCUGUCGACGUUCGUAGCUGCAAAAAAUGGGCAUGUCGUCUCUGUUUUCCGUUGACACUAGCUAAAUGGAUCACGAGAAUGCCAAAUAAAGGGAAGAAAGAGAAGGCUUCCAAAAGUGGGGGAAAUGCUAAACAAGCGAAUAAAGAAAAUGGAGACGCUGUCAGUGACGAGGCAAAGCCAAAGUCUCAGCCUGUUUCUCAUCCUCCGAGUCAAGCAGUGAAGCUCAGGCAAUAUGCAAAUGGACCGUCAAUUAUGAGGAAGGAGAAGCGGCAAAGUUCGUCGUCUUUCAAUGUGAGCGACAAUCGAGAGAUAGUGAAAUUGCCUCCUUUGAAAGGUAAGAUUACGCCGCGCUAUUCGAGAAAACAUUUUCCUAUUCUUUUGCACGUUUUAAAUACCCAGGGGUAUUCAGAACGUGCUAUAUUUGAAGCGAAAAUUGUUUUUUAUUCGAAAUGGUAAUCGUUUGCCCUUUUCAUUGUUGUAUUCAGGCGGCUUUCGCGCAAAUUGCUCUAUUAAUGCUUGUCGCACUGGGGUCUUUGCUAUGUUAGGAAAAAUGUACCCUCUGCUUUCGCCUCGGGUCAGUUUUGUUUACAAUUUUAUCCAUUUUGUAACGCUGGUUAGUGUUUUCGUUUUGUAACUGCUACCAUUUUGCAGCAACAUCUAGAGACAUUGCUCUGAAUUAACGGAAGAUUGUUGAAAUAAUGCCCGAAAUACGGUAACGAUAUUUAGGUGAAUAUUUUAAAACUAAACUAAGGAACUUACUAAUCUGAUAAAUUCGUUUAGAAAUGUUCAGUCCUGACACUGCAGCAGUCCCCGGCCUGCGAGCCACAAAAAGCCAUUUUUGUUUUUCAGUCUGUCAAAAAACGUAACCGCGUGUGUUAUGGUUGGAAAUCUUUUUACAGAUAACAGAAAAAUUCUCAGGUGGAUACUACUGUAAACAACACUUCGGAUCGACUUCAAAUAUAUAAUUCUUCAAUUAAAAAUAAGUUGCAAUAGGGUUAGUGUUGUGAGACAAAUUUUUCGAUUGGUAACGUGUAUUUUUUGGCCAUGAAAAGGCGUUUAAAAUCGUUGCAUUUGUGAUUUCGGAAAGCGAUGCCAAGAUGUUUUUCAUUGGCGCAUCACUGGAGGUCAUAUUUACCUAAGAGUACACAUUGUAAGAGUAAACAAUAGGGAAAACGAUUUGUGCCUAAAAGGGUGUCAAUUGAGCUGGUCAGAUUUUUUUUUCUUGAGAAAGAGAAUAUCAGAUAUAGAAUAGUUUAGCAACUGAUGGAAAAAAUUCAAAUAAUUAAUACCACAUUACCUUUUUGUUUUGGAAAUCUCCACACCUGUGGUAUAUAUUUUUUUGUAGAUUAUUCUUUGCUGACAAAGAUUAUUCUCUUAGGAAGCUAGAGAUAAACCAAAGGCUAAGUUUCUAAUUAUCUUUGUACUGUUUUCCCCUGUAAAAAGUAGUCAUUAGUAGGGUGCAGGUGAUUUGUACAAUGCGCUUAUGGCUUUGCACUGGUUUGUCCCUUUCUCGGUAAAAGUUUCCAAGACGUGCCCAAAAUGAUAGUUGUCCAGUUGAAAGCUGAGCUUAUUGAUGGCAAAUUUCUGUUAAAAAGUGGCCAUUAAACUCGGUAUAUUUUCCUUGAUGCAAUAAUGAUGACAAUAUACUAACUGAAUUACGCUUUACAUGAAUGUUUUUUUGAUAACUCAAUGUCCUUUUUUGAUCCAUUGUGCAGUUGAGAGCGAAAUGCUAAUUUCCUGCUGGUGAAGGGUAUUCAUGAGUUCUCCAUUUGUAUUUGUAUUAAAAUCCUACUAUUUUGAGAUAAGCAGUAGAAAUGUGUUUUGUUGUUUCACAAUAAUAUUUGUUUGAUGGUUCCUAAAUGAACAGCCUGUAAACACAGACAGAUUUUUAUCAGUUGCGUCACAAUACCGCUGACAACCUGUCAAUAUUAGACAGCUUCCCAAAAAGUGCUCCUGUGCAAGGUUUAAAAUAAUUUUGUUUGUUUUUUUUUAAUAAUCAUUUCUUAUUUUCAAUGUGGUUUGCAUUAUUCUUGGAAUAAAUAAUAUACAAAAAAAUUAUUCUUGGAAUUCCUGGAAAAUACCUGGAAUUUUAGAAUUAUCUUCUAGGAUACCUGAGUGUUCCUUGAAAAUAAAUAUUCCUUUUUUGCCCCUUCUCCUAGAAAACUUUUGGAAUUUUGUGUGCAUCUUAGGAAAAAAUAAAGAAGAAUAAAAUUGCUUUUGAAACCUCUCCCACAACACUUAAUACAUUCUUAAUAAUUCAGUUGCUUGCAAAGCAUAUUUUCAACCAUUUACAGUUCAAAAUUUCUAGUAAGUUCUACUGGUUCUGAGAAUUUUAUAUCCUGGAGAGGUCUAUGAAUUCCUUCAUCUAUGAGAAGUAUAACCCAAGUAAAGAAACGGAAUGAAGUUAUUGUUGCUCUCUGUGGGUACCUUGACCUUACUGUGGCAACAAUGCUUGAGACACUUGAAGAUCUAGAGAGUUGUUCUACUGGGUGUCCUAACACCUGCUAGGGUGUUCUUAAAACAUGAAAUGGUGAAGUGGCACUGCAGUAGAGCUCACUUUAGCCUACAUGUAAAUACCAGUGACUCAACAGUGGUUAGCUCACAAUAACAGAUUGCAGGUUUGGGAUCAAGUUUCAUGUUCACACAGAUUGCACCCUGUAAAACUCUUUCAUUCCACUAAACCUAACAGUUUUACUAUAACAGUUACCUUAAAUAGUAAAUGGUUUGAACCCAGGAGUAUCACGAGUUUUUCUUGUGUGAUCGUUUGGGUGAGGGUAGUUCUGAAAUGAGCAGAACUGAUCUUCAGAGUCAAGUGGAUAGUGUUAAUCAGGCGAUGAUGUUAUAAGUCUGGCCUGUUGAACAAACCAGCUGAUGCUAGGAUUGCUUUCUUCUAUUUACUGUAAAUCCUUGAAUUAGUACCCAGGGCACUUAUUUCAAAUUUGGGAGAAGACUCGGUCAUUCGCGGGAGGUGCUUAAUUGAGGGGAAGA